This is a messenger RNA of Rhea pennata, 5762 nucleotides long. It is a transcript of the gene MINDY4, whose product is annotated as MINDY lysine 48 deubiquitinase 4. Bases 158 to 2470 code for a protein of 770 amino acids. The transcript has 18 exons. The record is from RefSeq and is a predicted model, not a curated record. NCBI's taxonomy places the organism in Eukaryota, Metazoa, Chordata, Aves, Rheiformes, Rheidae. Gene Ontology annotation, biological process: protein K48-linked deubiquitination. Gene Ontology annotation, molecular function: cysteine-type deubiquitinase activity; K48-linked deubiquitinase activity.
CUGCACUGAACACAGCCCUGCUGCUGCAGUCCUGCGCUCCACUACUUCAGGAAUGCAGUGGUUAAAAGCUGCACGGAAGAGCUGCAAUGUCGGCAGAUUUGACUGAUUUGUUAGAUGAAAUAUAGAAUACGCCCCCUAAACACACUGGGGGCUAAAAAUGGAUAACUCCUUUGUGGAAGAAGUGGCUGCAUCACUGGUGAGAGAAUUUCUCAGUAGAAAGGGUUUGAAAAAAACUAUCGCUACCAUGGACCAAGAAUUUCCACGUUCAGCACUUAGCAUCAGUAACAGGAAUGAACUUCGAAAUGUCCUACAUCUGCAUUCCUUGUACAAACAGAACAAGGCAAAGGAGAAUCCACUGAAAACACUUCUCGAAAUUAUUACUAAUUACUUCCUUGAACAUGUCCGGAGUUCUAAAACCGUAACAUCGAGUUCUUUGACAAAUUCUCAAAGUAAGAACUCAUCAGUUCAGCUACCCAACUACUCAGAUGAAGAACAUGUGCAUCGGAACACCAUUAUGUCUGAUUUAAGCAAAACUGAAGACUACAGAUACAAUGCUGACGGUCCACUAGAUGAAAUCCUUUCGUCCAGAAAACAUCGGCACAAAAGUGAAAAAUGCCACACAGGGGCAAUACACAGCAGCCACUCACUUUCUGAUGGGGAUAAAAAAUUUAAAGAUAGUCAGGAAGAUUUAAAAGCAACAACAAGUUCUGAGGAGCUGAAAGCCACAGUGAAGGAAAAGCAAAGGUCCAGGUCUGGUCUCACUGUCAGAGGAAUGAUGGCUGGGCCAAUAGCAAGUUCACCAGAGGAUUUGCAAAAAAGGAGGCCUUCAAAACGAUCCGUUAGCAUAAGCAGCCCAGGACAAUUCAAGGGUGAAGAACAUGAAAAAAAUGACCGCAGUGUCCCAAGUCCUGAUUUUCAAGAAAGUAAAGGAUCUUCAACACAAUCCACAAGUUAUUUCUCUUCACACAGUGAUAAUGCCUUGAAAGGAAAUACAGAAUUUUCAGCAAAGACUCUGUCAAGCUCACACACGAUUUCUGCCUCUGAAAAACUAAGAAGCUUCCCCAAAGAUACAGAUGACUUUUUUGCCAAAUUGCUCUCUGAAAGAGAGAGGACUAAGACAGGAGAAAGAAAAUCUAUUCCAAGCUUUGAUACGGACAGUAAUGAAAAAAGCCUUAAAAUGAAUGCUCUUCACAGACAUUCAGGAACCGCAAGAGAGAAAAGAGAAAGAUCCCUCAAGAAAAACGAGAGCUGGUUAUCAGGCCACAGGAAGUCUCCAGCAUCUAUCUGCAAUAAAGAGGAGGUGAUGAAAGAUGUACUAGAACUAGUUGAUGUUGAGGAUGAAGCAACAGCUGCAGAAGUUAAUAAGAUCCUGGACCUUUCAACAUUGUAUAUGUUUCAAGUAGCAUCAAAGGCAAUUGAUAUUUCGCUUGCAAAAGAAAUAAAAAUUCUUUUGUUUGGCUCUAGCCUUUGUUGCUUCAGUGAAGAAUGGAAAAUACAGAGUUUUACAUUUAAUAACAUACCUCAGUUAAAAUAUGGCAUCGUGCAGAAAAAGGGUGGCCCAUGUGGAGUACUGACAGCAGUUCAAGCUUGUGUCCUACAACAGCUUAUCUUUGGAGACAGUAACAGGAAUAAAGACACUUGUAGUCUCCAGCCUUCAGAAGUUCACAGGACCAAGUGCCUCACCAUGGCUAUUGCAGACAUAUUAUGGCGUGCAGGAGGCAAUGAAAAAGCAGUUGUGGCACUGCCAUCAGGAAAACAGCAGUUCACUCCCAUAGGAAAAUACAAAGCAGAUGGAAUCUUAGAAACUCUGAUACUAUAUAGUGCCACAAGAUAUGAAGAUCUAAUUGCAUUUCUUCAGAAAAAUAUUCACCAGUUUGAAAUUGGUCCCUGCGGUUGCAUCCUUCUGACUGUGUCUGUCAUCUUAUCAAGAUCUAUCAAUCUGGUGCGCAGUGAUUUUGAUGUGCUUACAAGCCGACUGAUUGGCAGCCAUGGGUAUUGUACUCAGGAAUUGGUGAACUUGCUUCUGACUGGCAAAGCUGUAUCCAAUGUUUUUAAUAAUGUGAUAGAGCUGGACUCUGGAAAUGGUAAUAUCACAGUUUUGAAGGGCAUCACAAGUCGCAGUGAUAUUGGUUUGCUGUCUCUAUUCGAGCACUAUGAUGUUUGCCAGGUUGGUUGUUACUUGAAGACCCCUAAAUACCCUAUUUGGUUGGUAUGCAGUGAAAGCCACUUCAGUGUGCUUUUUUGUUUGGAAAAGAAUUUAUUGGAUGACUGCAAAACAGAACAGAGAUUUGAUCUGUAUUAUUACGAUGGCUUGGCCAACCAAGAAGAAGAGAUACGGUUAACAGUUGACACAACGCAGAUGUGCACUGAAGCUAAAGACAAUGAUCUUACUCCGCCGCUUGAGCACUGUAUUAGGACAAAGUGGCACGGAGCUGUUAUUGACUGGAACGGCACAGAACCAAUCUUGUGACUGGCGUGACCCGCACUUUAUUUGUAAAGAAAUAAAGGAAACGACUGAAUUCUCACAUUCCUAUUCCCACCAAUACAGGAAAUAGGACAAGAGUUAUGCAGUUUAUCGUGAGGCAGAAUGACAUGGUUGUGUGCAGGCUGAAAGAGUUUCACCUCAUGCGUCAGGUAUUUUGCUUGUAACAUAAACAGCAUUUACAUAAACUCUUGGUCACUGCCUUUAUCAUACAGUUUCUGAGAGCAGAUUGAGCUUCCACUGCCAAAUAAAGCUUUCAGAUGAAGCAGUAAAGUUGUCAGCAUCCCCUUGAGGUCUGUUUCUGGAUCCACUCUUUAUCCUGCAAUUAUUUCCAAAAAAUCUGAUGAAAGGAGCUGUACUGAGAUUUCUGUCACUUUCCUUGCCUUCUCAAUCCUGCCUAGUUCUUCACCUGGAAAACUCCAGAAUAAAUACAAAAUGUCAUUCAAGAAAUAUAUAUUCACUUCUUUCCCUGAUAUUAGCAGCUGUCAUUUUGCACUGAAGUUAUUGGUAGCCAUAUGGACUUUUCAGCUAUAGCCUGACAAAGUUCUUGCAGUCUCAUAAAAAUUGCAGUAAGGCUAGUGGUUUUGUGUUAUCAGAAUAAUAGUAAAAUAAUAAUAGUAAAACUGUGUUCCUUAUACUUGGUGCAACUGUUAAGUAUGUUACAGUGCCUCACACUGAUGUGUCUUAUUUUCCUUUCGGGAUGAGAGAAAGCUAUACCAGUGUCUUUAAUUUUACAUUGAUGUAACACUAGGGCUUAUUUGUACCAAAAUGCUGGAUAAGAUCUGUGGUGGUUUGCUUCUCCACAGUUACAGGAAAACACAAAAGUUUUAGGAUUAACAUUUAAGGCAUGCAUAUCUGUGAUAGAUACCAUUCUUCAUGAUUAAAUAAAAUGCAUGUAUGAAAACAGUGUAAUGAGAAGAUAUCUGGAGAUACCAAAACAACAUGUUGUAUUCUGAAAUAAAUUCUUUAAGUGACAUACUGUGGCAACACUUUACCAAAAUGGAAACGGUUUACUUAACUGAAGAUUGGAAAAUACACUUCAAAAAAAAUUAUUUCCUAGUGGAAAGGUUGCAGAUAAAUAGUGUGCCUAUAACUUACUGCUUUAUCUGGAGAGUGACUGUAUCAUGAAAGUUUAGUAAAGGACUUUUGCUUUUUAUCAUCCAUUCCUGACUCUACUACAGGAAUGUUAUAUGGCCUUUGGUAAACCCCUUUAUCUCUGGGUUUCAGGGCAUGUUUGUAUCGUGGGCUCAAGACUGCCUUUGUAGAUCAAAUUCACUCAUCAUGUAAACUGCAGACACCACAAUUCUCCACUAAGAGAUUGCAUCAAGGUUCAGGGUAAUUCAAGGUAACUGAUGUUAAGAGUUCCUGCAAGUGGGAGAUCACAAACAUUGAAAGAUCCCAGAUGCAAAGCUCUCUCUUAUGUGUCCUAAAAAAUCACAGCUAAGGAUGGCUGAGCAUGGUGUCAGUCAAUCCAUCAGCCUAUGGUAAAAGUUUGGCCUGCUUAAAUUUUGUAUGAACUGUAGCCCACGCUUUGUUUUAUGUUGCAGAGUCUGAUUUUUCCCACCUACCUCACAGGGCAGCUGUAAGAAAAAAAAUCAGAAUAUUCAGAAUGUGUUUGACCCUGGACAGAAAAUAGUAGUGACAGAAAAAUGAUGGAAAACUUUUGGGGAUCAUGUAAAACAUAAAAAAUUCCUGGGUUUUCUAAUCUAGUACACCCACACCAAUUAUUUUAAAGCACUGCUUUAAAGUAUGCCAGUUUGGAGAUAAACUUCCAUGGCCUGGUGGAAGUGCAGCAAAGAUAAGCAUUUCUGUGGGAAAGUCAGGGAGCUGCCUUGUGACUGGCCUGAGUUUCAUCUCAGUAAAAUGUGAAUGUCUAUGGUGCAGCUGUGUUCACAUGAGCUGUUCCUCUGGGCUUUCUCUAUAGCUGGCACGGAGAAACAGGCCACGUUAAGGUGUGAGUCAUCAAGCCUUGUUUCAACAUCUGCUUUAGGGUGAGAAGAGUUGUGCACCCGACUGUAGGGCUGUAUGCUGAGCAGGCGUCUGCUAACGGGAGCCCAAGGUGACUGCCUCAGAUGAAUUUCGUUCAUGAAGACAUGAGGGUUUUUCAAGGUAUAAGAAAGAGGUGGAAAUUAGUGAAUAAAGUUAGGAAAGAGAUUGUAUUUUAUGGCUAACCUUAGGGGACAAAUAGAUGAGGGUAGGCCCUGAGCUCUAAGCCUCUUUCUGAAAUAGGCUGCAGAGAGUUUGAGGCUCCUUCAUCACAGGUUAUGGGGAGUAUUUUGCUGAAAUUUAUGUCCGUUAUCACAGAAUUCUGCAGAGCCAGAUCUUUCCUAUCCAUUAUCUGUAAUUAUGUGCAUAUAUAUUUGUUCUGAAAAAUCCACUGUCUAUCUGUUAUCUGUUUAAGCUGAACACCUUCCAGAUUCAGCUCUAGUUUCACUCACAAAGGCAGAAAUAAAUGUCCGUAGACUAUAUCACCACACCUGCACCACAUGUGCGGGGCGAUUCUUGUGACCCAACUGGAGCGUAGAGAAGCUCAGCAUUACUAAGCCCUUUCCAGUAUUUUUCUUCUCCAGAGUUCAGUAGUAGUAUCCUUUCUAGGUAAGAGAAAGGGCACUUAAGAUUUACUAGGGAACCCUUCCAUAAAGAGGAACUGGGCAACUGAAACAUUCAUUUAAAUCUAGUUCUUCCAAAAAAAAAAAAAAAAAAAAAUGACAUCAGAGCAUUCCCUCUGUCACUAUCUGCAUGAAGCAAAAUAUUUGCAUCUUUUUAUUUUAUGUAAAACACAAGUGGUUGUUCACCCUCACCGGCCUUUUUUUUUGACUCAAACAGUCACAGAAGACCACAGUAUGUUAUAUGGGAGGGAUCUGUGCAGAAUCAUAUCCUGUUCCAGCAGCUUGCAUCUAGUUUUUUUUAAUUAUGUUUUCCUUUUCAUUGUUUCCCAUUUUCUUUUUCACAACCAGAUGAACGUGACUUCCUGAAGUUAACAAAGCAGCAACUGUUUGGUAAUUGUGCAUGAAAAGACACUGGGUAACAUUUGGUACUUGGGCUCUAUAUAUGGCUUGAUUUCAUUCUCUUUCCUUCUGUGGUAUAAUAAAUAAACCCUCUGCUGAAAAUUGACCCCUUAACUGACAACAAACAUGGCAUAUUGUAUAUGCAGAUGAAGAGUUAAGCAAACAUGCUAUUAUGGUAAGGUGUUUUAUAUGUCACCUUUGUGGAAAUGUAUAUUUAACUUUGUCUUGUACAGAAUGUCCUGUAUAAAUAAAACAUUCAAAGGAAUGGUAAU